CAGUCCCCGGCGCCGGGCAGGAGGCGUGGCCCAGCGGGCGCGAGGGCGGGGCCUUUCUAGCCCAGCGAAUUCGGAGCGGGGCCCGAGGAGCGACGGCGGCAGCCUGAGCAUGAACCGGUUCAAAGCGUCCAAGUUCCGCCACGCCGCGGCCAAAGUGGCCCGCAAAGAGGCCUGGAUCGGAGGCAUCCAAGCUGGCUCCCCAACUGCUUCAGGAAACCACAUCAAGGCCAACUGCCGCUGGAUUGCAUUCAACACAGACUUGGCAGGUGUGCUGGGCAUCGUGCCUCUCCAGAGCCAGAAGGGGGCCAAGAGGGCGGCUUCACAGCUGUGCUGUCACUCAGAUGUGGUGACAGAUUUCGACUUCUCGCCCUUUGACGAGCAGCUCCUGGCCACAUGCUCUGCUGAUGAAGUUGUGAAGGUCUGGCGUCUCCUGGAUUCCAACCAAGACCUGACUUCUUCCCCCCACACCACACUAGGGCCAGAGGGGAGCCAGGUGGAUGUGGUCCUCUUUCACCCCACAGCAGAUGGUAUACUGGCCACUGGGGCUCAGAGGGUGGUGAAAGUCUGGGAUGUAAAGCAACAGCAGACCCUGGCAGAGCUGGAGAGUCAUGACGACCAGGUCCAGAGUUUGGCUUGGAAGCCAGAUGGCUCCCUCCUGGGCACUUCCUGCAAGGAUAAAAAGCUGCGGAUCUUUGACCCACGUGCCAAGCCUACAGCCUGUCAGAGUGUCCUGGCCCACGCGAAUGGCAAGGACUCCCAGCUGCUCUGGGUGAACACUGAAGGCUGCCUUCUCUCUGUUGGAUUUAACCAGAUGAGGGAGCGCGAAGUCAGGCUUUGGGACACACGGAGAUUCAGCAGCUCUCUGGCUUCCAUCACCUUAGAUGCAUCCCCCAGGGCCUUGAUCCCACUCUUUGACCCCAGCACUGGCCUCCUCAUCCUGGCAGGGAAGGGGGAGAAGGUGCUUUUCUGCUACGAGGUGUUGCCCAGUCAGCCUGUGCUGACAGAAGUCAACCAGUGUCUGAUGGAGACCAAGUCUCAGGGACUAGCCCAGGUGCCCAAGCUGGCCCUGGACGUCAUGGCCUGUGAGGUGAUGCGAGUCCUGCAGCUGAGCGACAACGCCGUCAUCCCCGUCAGCUACUUGGUGCCCCGGAAGUCCACGCAGGAGUUCCACAAAGACCUGUUCCCCGACUGUGCUGGAAACACCCCUGCAGCAUCCGCAGAGGCCUGGUGGGCUGGAGACAACAGCCAGGUGGAGCGGAUCAGCCUCCAUCCAGCCCACCGGGCCGGCAAGGCCUUCACCUCUGCCUGCCUCCCAGAGAGCCAAGCCCCCGCCGUCUCCACCCAGGCUGAGGGCCCGGAGACAAGUGACGGCAGCGGCCUCUCCUCUCCCACCAGCUCUCUGACGUCACCCUCCAGCCUGGCACCGUCUCUCUCUGCCACCAGCGGCUUUGCCUCCAGCCCGAGUCAGCGGUCCUUGCAAGGCAUUCUGGGACCCAGCUCGGGGUUCCGUCACAUCCAGGGCACCGUCUUGCACCGCAACACCCACAUCACCAACCUCAGGGGGCUGAACCUCACCACGCCAGGGGAGUGCGAUGGCUUCUGUGCCAACCGGCGGCAUGUUGCCAUUCCGCUCCUGUCUGCAGGAGGACAGGUGGCCGUUCUGGAGCUCGCAAAGCCAGGCCGCCUCCCAGAUGCCCCCAUGCCCACCAUCCAGAAUGGGGCUCCCGUCUCAGAUCUCUGCUGGGACCCCUUUGACCUGCAGCGCCUGGCGAUAGCUGGAGAAGACGCCAAGAUCCGUCUUUGGCGCAUUGAGUCCGGAGGACUGCAGCAGACGCUGCUGGAGCCUGAGGCAGUGCUGCGAGGCCAUACAGAGAAGAUUUACUCCAUCAAGUUCCACCCUCUGGCUGCAGACAUCCUGGCCUCCUCCUCCUAUGACAUGAGUGUCCGGAUCUGGGAUGUGCGUGGUGGGAGGCAGGAGCUGACUCUGGAUGGACACAGGGACCAGAUCUUCAGCCUGGCCUGGAGCCCAGAUGGACAGCACCUGGCCACAGUCAGCAAGGAUGGCAAAGUGCGGGUCUAUGAUCCCCGACAGGCUUCCCAGCCCCUGCAGGAAGGCCCAGGACCCGAGGGAGGCCGGGGGGCUCGCAUCAUCUGGGUGUGUGGAGGCAGAUACCUGCUGGUCUCAGGCUUUGACAGUCGCAGCGAGCGCCAGCUCUCUCUCUACCAGGCAGAGUCGCUGGCAGCUGGGCAGCCGGUGGCAGUUGUCAGCCUUGACGUCUCUCCUUCCACCCUCAUCCCCUUCUAUGACGCAGACACGGGCGUGGUCUUCCUCACAGGAAAGGGUGACACCAGAGUGUUUAUAUACGAGGUUGUCCCAGAAGCGCCCUUCUUCCUGGAGUGCAACAGCUUCCUGUCCAGUGACCCCCACAAGGGCUACCAGUUCCUUCCCAAAACUGAGUGUGACGUGCGAGAUGUUGAGAUUGCACGGGCCCUGCGCCUCAGGCAGACCUCCAUCGAACCAGUCGCCUUCCAGGUGCCCCGGGUGAAGAAAGAAUUUUUCCAGGAUGACCUUUACCCGCCCACAGAGGUGUGGUGGGAACCUGCCCUGUCAGCUGCUGCCUGGCUUGGGGGCUCGAACGGGCAGCACCAGAGGCUCAGCCUUCGGCCCAAAGACAUGACCCCAGUGAGCAAAGCCCCGAAGGACAUCCCCAGCAAGAAGUCUGUCCCAUCUUCCGUCUACCUGGAGCAGAAGUCAGACCAGCAGAAGAAAGAGGAGCUCCUCAGUGCCAUGGUGGCCAAGCUGGGCAACCGAGAUGACCCGCUCCCACAGGACUACUUUGAAGGCGUGGAUGAAGAGGAGUGGGACUGAGGGUGGAAACUGAGGCCAGGAGCCGCAGCAGCCUUUCUCCUGCCCCUGGAGCCCAGCCAGCCUCUCCCCCAUGGACUGGAGCAUCCCCAGACGUCAGGCCUCCCUGCAAGGGGCCAGUGGGUGGCCGGCUCUUCUCCCCAACACUGCCGCUCUGGAUGGGGGGCAUCUGCCCACCCGUCUACAGCGAUGCUCCUAUCUUGCGUACUGCUUCUUUCCUCUCCCUGGAUCUGCCUGCUUGCCUGCCUCUGGGCUGCUGCCACCUGGGGCAGGAAUCCGCCCAGGCUGACGUCUUUACAGCCAAACCCAGGAACGCCAGAAACUCCCAGCGGUAACAGCCAAGCAUGAGGGCAGCUCAGGGUCCAGAAGGGCUGGUUGAGGCGCCUGGUUGCCAUGCGAGUGGACAUCCAGGGUGGGUCCUUGGAGGCCGAAGCUGGGCACUGAACAGCAGCAGCCCCUUCUGCCCCCUGCGCCCCUGCUGCAUCCCUGGGCCUGGCUGCAGCUUUGCCCUGUGGCUCUCCAGCUGCAGAGACGGAGGCGCUGAGCCGAGCUGGUGCAGGCCGCCUCCCCUUCGCCACCUGCAGCCAGCGUUGUGCCUGACCAUGGCCGGCCACUGCAAGCUCCCUCAAGUAGCAGCGCCAGAGCAGAGGGGGAGGCUGUCUUGCAGGGCUGUGCAGUUCGGGGCAGAAGUGCAGUGGCCGUGGGGCAGGACAGGGGGGCAGGACAUUGGAAUGCUGUUUUUAAAGAGCUGUGCCUGGAAUUGUCCUUGUUCUUGCCAGGCUUGUCCUGGGAGCAGAACUCGCCUUCUGCCCCUGCUCUGCCCACAGUAUGAAAGCGCUCCUUCCA
Messenger RNA from Rhineura floridana, 3712 nucleotides. It is a transcript of the gene CORO7, whose product is annotated as coronin 7. Gene Ontology annotation, molecular function: protein binding. Gene Ontology annotation, biological process: protein import into mitochondrial matrix. Gene Ontology annotation, cellular component: TIM23 mitochondrial import inner membrane translocase complex. Bases 110 to 2869 code for a protein of 919 amino acids. Lineage: Eukaryota; Metazoa; Chordata; Lepidosauria; Squamata; Rhineuridae. The record is from RefSeq and is a predicted model, not a curated record. The transcript is spliced from 28 exons.